This is a messenger RNA of Nematocida ausubeli, 1275 nucleotides long. RefSeq lists its product as uncharacterized. The record is from RefSeq and is a predicted model, not a curated record. Gene Ontology annotation, molecular function: glutathione-disulfide reductase (NADPH) activity; flavin adenine dinucleotide binding. Lineage: Eukaryota; Fungi; Microsporidia. The transcript has a single exon. Gene Ontology annotation, cellular component: cytosol. Bases 1 to 1275 code for a protein of 424 amino acids. Gene Ontology annotation, biological process: cellular response to oxidative stress; cell redox homeostasis; glutathione metabolic process.
AUGGAGCAAGAACAAGUGAGAAAUUCAAGUUUCAAUGGAGAUGAAGUACUUAUUGUAAAUGGAGGAUCAUUCGGGGAAAGAUUAAAGAAUCUCAUAAAAGAACAAGGAAUUGAAUCUGUUGAAACCAUACGUACAAAAGACUCCAUGAAAAUAAAGAAUAGAUUAUACCAGGCAGUUACUCAUAGCAUGGCUUCUGCACUGGAUAGAGUGCAGUACUACGCAGACUACUCACUAAGACUAAAGUGUAAGUCUAAAGUAGACUGGAGCAUACUAAGGGAGAAAAUAAAGAAAAAAGUACAUGAAAUAGAGGCAAAUAAGAGAGCACCAGAAGACAUAUAUUCAAUUGAGAAGAAAGGAUCUGAAAUAUAUAUUAAUGGGGAAGUCUGUAAGGCAAAGAAUAUAGUUGUAGUGAAUACUUUAGAAAAUACAGAAGAAAUUAACCUGAAUAACCUAUGGAUUAAACUAGUAGAGUUAGAGAGUACUUCUUUUUGUGUAUUUUUAAGUGGUGGUGGUAAACAGACUGUAGAGACUGCUUCAAUUCUCUCAGAUUUAGGGUGUAAAGUAUAUUUAUCACUGAAGGAUACUGUACUUCUACCAGAGUGCGAUACAAAUAUCCAGGAGAAUAUUAAAAAUAUACUUCUGGAGAAAGGCGUAACACUCUUCUUUGAGUCAUCAGUAGAGAUAGUUAAUGAGUUAGACAGGACUUACACUGUGACUGUAAAUACUUCUAAUGGGUUUAGUCAAGUAGUCAAGGAUAUAGACUAUUAUUUCACUGAGAGAGAAUAUUCUUUAGAGAUAAAUAUAAUGGAAAGUCAAAGGAUACUAAGUGUAUCUGAGCCAGGAAAGAACAUUGGGAAGGCAGAGGUAGAAGUACUUAAUAACUUGUUUCCAUCUGAAUUCUCAAAGGAUAAGAAGUACUUUCCUUUGGUGCCUACAUAUAUCUAUACAAGCCCUCCUGCUGCAGCUGUUGGGUACACUGAAGCCAUGGCAAGAAAGAACUUUCCUUCAGUGCGUGUUGUAAACCCGAAGUUCAGAGGAUUAUUCUACUCAGUCUGCCAGAAUAAAGUACCAACGGAUUAUAAGCUUGUGUUUGCCUUGGAUACUGCAGAGAAUCCGCAGAAGGAGAGACUCGUUGGAUUGCAUCUAUUUGGGGCAAGUAGCAUCGAUGCAAUUAAAGGGUUUUCUAUAGGUAUGUACUGCGGAAUAUCCCCAGAGGAUAUUUUGAAAACAAUCCCAAUCCAUCCGACUUCAUCAGAAGAAGUUAUUACAGGAUAG